AUGGAAGCGGCGGGCUAUUGUGAAUGGAGUGAUGGUGCCAACAUCCAGUGUGUGGGCAUGAACCAGAACAACGCGGAUGGAGAGGACUUGUCCCCACAAGCGGCCCGGAGGGCAUGCAGGGCCCUGCUCCCGGCGGGCGCCUUCGCCAGCUUCGCCCGGGAGGUGGUGGGCGCCGUCCAGCUGGCUGCCUGCUGCCUGGAGCUGCGGGUGCUGGUGGAGCUGGGGCCAUGGGCGGCGGGGCUGGGGGCCGACGUGCUGCUCACCCUGCUCUUCCUGCUCUUCCUGGGGCACGGCGCCUCCCUGGACGGGGCCUGGGCCAACCCCGCCGUGGCCCUGCAGGAGCUGCUGCUGGCUGAGGCGUCUGUGGCCGGCACGCUGCUGACCCUGGCAGCCCAGGCGCUGGGCAUGGGGGCCGCCUGCGCUCUGGCCCGGCUCUGCUGGUCCUGGGAGCUCAGCCCGCUGCAUGUCUUCCAGAACCUGCUGGCCACGGACUGCAGCUCGACCCUGCACACCUCCGUGGCCCACGGCAUGCUCGUGGAGGGCACCUGUGCCUUCUUCUUCCACCUGAUGCUGCUCCGCCUCCGCCACAGCUCCCCCACCUGCAGGGUGCCAGCUGUGGCUCUGCUGGUCACUGUGCUGGCCUACACAGCUGGGCCCUCCACAUCGGCCUUCUUCAACCCCACCCUGGCCUCCGUGGUCACCUUCAGCUGCUCGGGACACACCUUGCUGGAGUACACCCAGCCUGGCUCCUCUGCGCUGUCUCCUGGUCUCUACGCUGCUGCCUCUGGUGCCUCUGGUCUCAGCCUGCACCUCAGACAGAUCGCUGACACAGUCCACUGCCGGCUCCUCUUCCCCUCUGCUUCCUCCUUACAACGGGGCAGUGGCAGCUAA
Messenger RNA from Echinops telfairi (small Madagascar hedgehog), 891 nucleotides. Its product is annotated as aquaporin-12-like. Gene Ontology annotation, cellular component: cytoplasm. The record is from RefSeq and is a predicted model, not a curated record. Lineage: Eukaryota; Metazoa; Chordata; Mammalia; Afrosoricida; Tenrecidae. The transcript has 4 exons. The coding region runs from base 1 to 891 and encodes 296 amino acids. Gene Ontology annotation, molecular function: channel activity.